Molecule: messenger RNA, 3992 nt
Organism: Williopsis jadinii
Lineage: Eukaryota; Fungi; Ascomycota; Saccharomycetes; Phaffomycetales; Wickerhamomycetaceae
Gene: TCB1
Product: tricalbin
Exons: 3
Coding region: 276-3830 (1184 amino acids)
Molecular function (GO): lipid binding
Source: RefSeq, a predicted model, not a curated record
AACUGCAAAAGUGGUCGUUUCUUUUUGCACUUUAUGAAAAGCGAAGAAUGCACAAGCCAGGAUUAUGUAAUAUUACGGGGCAGCAUGUGACAUGUCACAUGACAAUGCCCCGUAUUACAUAUAGACAUGUCAGGUCGAAUGGUUCGGGCAGCACAUAACUGAAAUUUCACAACUAUAAGCAAGGCUUCAAAACUGGGAAGCAAAACAAUCAACUUUCCUUACCCCUUCGCCCAAUUCAAUUGGAUAACAAACGCUGAGGUUUUGGAAAUCAUACAAUGGCCAGUGAAGCAGCUGAAGCUCCAGUGCUUCCGGAGAACCCUUCGGUCAAACCAGUUGCUCAGCAAACGGAUGUGCUGGAAAAGGCACACGCAGCUCCCAGUGGGGAGGUUUCUCAGACAGUAAGCAUUGAGGACGUGAAGAAAGCGGAAGCGGAGGCUCUAAAGGCUGUCAGAAAGCCCGUCAAUGCCACAGCAGUUGGUUGGAAGCAGAUUGGUGAAUGGGAGGAAAAGGAUGAAUUGACACUGGACGAUGAACUCAUGGAUCUGACUACACCGACGUUACUGGAUUCGUUCAUCCCUGAAGCUGCUUAUGGUGAUUGGUAUCACACCGUGGGGCUGUUUAUUGCAGCAGGGUUGCUCUCAUUCAUCUUUAGUUGGUUCAACUUUUCUCUGGCUCCAGUGUUCUUCAUCACGCUGUUCGCUGGUAUCUACUACAGAACCUCCAUCAAGAAGUACAGAUCUGUUUUGAGAGAUCAAAUCCAGAUGGAAUUCACUGCUCAAAAGAUUGAAAAUGACUACGAAACCAUGGAUUGGCUAAACACCUUUUUGGACAAGUACUGGACCUAUUUGGAACCUUCAAUCUCGCAAAUCGUGUGUGAACAGGUGAACCCGAUCUUGGCUUCGCAAGAGAGUAUCCCAGCUUUUGUCAAGGCCAUCUGGAUCGACGAACUGACAUUAGGUACCAAACCUCCAAGAAUUGACCUCGUCAAGACUUUGGAUAUCCCUAAGAACGACGUUGCAGUGAUGGACUGGGGGUUCUCGUUUACGCCAAAUGACAUCGUGGACAACAGUGCUAAGCAGUUGAAGAACCAUGUUAACCAACGUGUUGUCGUUAAGGCCAAUGUUUUCGGUGUUACACUCCCUGUUGUUGUGAGAAACGUUGCUUUUAAAUCUUGGGUCCGCGUGAGAUUUAAAAUGAUGACACACUUCCCACACAUUGAAACUGUGAGUGUCAGUUUAAUGGAGCCCCCACAGUUUGAUUUCAUCUCUACCAUCUUUGGUGAGUCCAUCUUCAACUGGGAAAUCCUCGCAAUUCCAGGUUUAUACCCAUUUAUCAACGAAAUGAUUAAGAAAUUUGCCGGACCAAUGCUCUUUGAGCCUUUCUCUUUCCAAUUGAAUGUGCCACAGCUGUUGUCGGGUUCUAACACCUCAAUCGGUAUCAUUGCUGUUCACCUAAGAGAGGCAAAGAACCUACGUGCUGCAGACAGAGUCAUUGGCAAUACCGUUGAUCCUUAUGUUACUUUCCGCUUCCAUGGCCAGAAAAAAGUCUUUGCAAAGUCAAAGACCAUCCUGGAUACCUCUCAUCCGAAAUGGGACGAGACUGUCUAUGUUCUUGUUGGGUCGUUUACUGAACCAAUGGUUCUUACAUUCUUUGACUACAACGAUGACCGUAAGGAUAAGCAGCUGGGAAAAUUGCACAUUUCCAUGAAUGAGGUUUCCGCUAAACCUGUGGCUAAGAACCAAGUUGGUCAAAUCCUCAGAAGUUCUAAGCCAUGUGGUGAGCUGUUGUACGAUUAUGAGUUCUUCCCAACUCUGGAACCACAGAGAUUGGAUGAUGGGUCUGUUGAACCAGCUCCUGAAUUAAACACCGGUUUAACGAAGCUUGAGCUCACAGAGAUUCGUAACGUUAAAACGGCUGAGAAAGCCUUGUCCUCAUACACUGAGCUUUACUUCAACGAUGAGCUUGUUGGCACCACGAAGGUGUUCAAGAACAACGAUAACCCAUCGUUCUCCAUCCCAUUGGAGACUAUCGUCACUGAUCGUCGUAAGGCUAAAGUGAAGGUCAUUGUUAAGGAUCCAAAGGGCAAGAUUAUUGCAGCCAGUGUGCAAUCUUUGAACAACUUGAUUGAUCGUACCGAAAUCGACAAGCCAUGGGUCCCAUUCUCCAAAGGUGAAGGUGAAUUCAAGUUCUCUGCUGUCUGGAAAUCUGUUGAGAUACCGAAUGUUCCAGGUUCUGGUGGUUACACUGAUCCUAUAGGUGUUGUCCGUGUCUUGUUCAACAAGGCUGAAGACUUACUCAACUUGGAAAAGUUUGGUAAAGUUGAUCCAUAUGCUCGUGUCUUGGUUAAUGGUACGCAGAAGGGUAGAACUGACAUGAUUCCCGAUGAAUUGAAUCCAGUGUGGAAUAAAGCUGUUUGGAUUACCGUUUCUUCUCCAAACCAAAGACUUACCGUCGAGGUGAUGGACUACGAGAAGAACGGCGACGACCGUUCUUUGGGCUCUUUCAACCUCACAACUUCUGAAAUCAUCAACACUGACGAUGACGGCAAGUACGUUGAGUACAUCGACACCGAGCUGAGAACCGGUAAACUGGUUACCAAGAAGAAGGGUCCAAGGGGCAUUGUCACCUACGGAUUGAGCUUCUACCCAGUUACUCCGGUAAAGAGUGUCGAAGACAUCAAAGAGGAGCUGAUGGCAAAGCAAGCAAGAGAGGCCAAGUACCAACGUGAAAGAGAAGCUGGUAAAACCAAGGAGGAGAUUGAGAAGGAGAAGAAGGAAGAAGAGAAGGAAAAGGACGAGGAGCUCGAUGACAUUGCAGACACUUCAAAGGCUGAGAUGCCUCUUACAGAGCUAAUCACGCACCCAGUUGGUGUAUUUGUAUACUCUAUCAUCGCUGGUGAGUUUGCCUCUGUGAACUCGUACUUGCAGUUGUACUUCGAUGCUGCUCCUCAGGCUGCCUACACGUCUCAGGAAAUCAAGACCAAGUACAUUACAACACCAUCCACCGGUGAUGUUAUUGUUAAAGAGUUGGAGUGGUCCACAUGUACAUUCCGUCUCGUCAAGAAGAAACGUUCAAAUCGUUCUGCAGAAGCUAUCGCAGAGACAACAAUCCCUACGCUGAGUCUGUUGAAGAACUCUUAUGACGAGCCAAACGUCUUAACGAUGCAAGGCUCAGGCACACACAAGAUCAAGAUCCAGACUCGCUGGAUUCCAUUGCAGACGCAGACGCUACCACCGUCAGACCUCAUCACAAACAGUGGUAACCUGGAUCUGGACAUUCUGGCGUGUGAGAACCUACCGGCUGCUGACUCGAACGGCAAGUCUGAUCCAUUCGUGAAGUGUUACCUCAAUGAUGAGGAGGAUAACUUCUUCAAGACCAAGACAGUUAAGAAGACUCUCAACCCGGUCUGGGACGAUGCAAAGACCGCUGUUGAGAUUGACAACCGUGUCAACACGAAGAUCAGGUUCAAAGUUCGUGACUGGGACUUUGGUGCAGGCCAGGAUGACGUCCUUGGUGACGGUGUCCUGGACCUUGCCGAAAUCGACCCAAUCAACCCUACAAAGAUCACCAUUCCACUUGUCGGUGAAAAGGGAGAGAAGGCUGGUACUUUGAUCGUGAAGGCCUCCUUCAGACCUGGCUAUGUUAUUCGCGUGAACGCUUCACAGACCAACGUCGCAGACGUUGGCCUGAAGAGCAUUGGCACCGGCAUUGGCGCUGGCCUGAAAGGUGGUAAGGCCAUUGUGGGUGGUGGUGUUGGUAUCGUUGGCAAGGUGAAGAAGGGGAUCUUUGGAGGCAAGAAGGACGAGUCCGAUGACGAGGAGGCAAGCUAGCCUUCAUCGGACAAGCAGGCCCGAGGCGUCCAUAUAGCUGUGUACUAGCAAUUUAUGUCUAUGAAACCAGUUAUCUUUGUAUAUCUGCAGAAUGCCAGUUCUCGCCUCUGAUUGGCCAGUUUAUCUUAGCAAAAUAAACAAAGCCGUUUAUCGCGCGUGUCG